AUCGGCAAACUCACCAAGUGCAGCCUGACUCUCUCUUACGUUGCUCUGCACACUACAGGUAGGCUGCGGUCCACCGGACUGAACUCAACCACAUCGCCUGCAAAUCCCGAACAUCGCCCGACCCCCCCUUCGCAAGUCCCGAGUCGACAAAUCGACAAUACACUCCCCGCUUUGGAAAUCUAUUGCAAGCUUUGCCAUGGCCGCCGCCGUUGAGGACAAGAUAAAGAGCGGCGAAGGCAUCCAUUGCGCCUUCUUCUAUGGCACACUGAUGGUGCCCGACGUCUUUUACUUGGUAUGUUACGGGGCCAAGGACGUCCCCGACGCCUACGCCAAACUUCACACCUUCCAACCAGCCAUCCUCCACGGCUACUGCCGGCGCCGGGUGAGGUUUGCCGACUACCCCGGAAUCACCGAGGACGAGGACCACCAAGUCUUUGGAACGUUCACUACGGGGCUCACCAGGGCAAACAUGGCCAAGCUCGACUACUUUGAAGGCAGCCAGUAUGAGCGCAGGACAGUCACGGUCAAGCUACUCGAAAAGCUGGGCAACCUCAAGGGUGAAGGCAACGUCGAAGGCGAAGAGAGGACAGCCGAGGUCUAUGUGUUUCUGAACAAGAAUGAUCUUGAAGAACAGGAGUGGGACUUGGAAGAGUUUCGCCGCGACAAGUUGAAAUAUUGGACUCGGGCUGGUUACGUGUUUGAGGACUGUGACCCAAAUGACACGGCAAAGGUGGCCAGCCAAUAUUAGAGGACGACUCAGAGUUGUUAAAAGUUUGCUGGAGUAGCAGUUGAUUGUAUUCAUUAGAUCACAGUCUCUGAUUAGGAGCCACCAGAAUACUGCUCUACUGCUUUGAAGUCAUAUUUGGUACAUUUGCAUAUCUCAUGAU
This is a messenger RNA of Parathielavia appendiculata, 887 nucleotides long. RefSeq lists its product as uncharacterized. Bases 197 to 748 code for a protein of 183 amino acids. NCBI's taxonomy places the organism in Eukaryota, Fungi, Ascomycota, Sordariomycetes, Sordariales, Chaetomiaceae. The record is from RefSeq and is a predicted model, not a curated record. The transcript is spliced from 5 exons.